CAUUGACGGCAUUACACACCAAAAUUAUGGAUAGUGGGAUCUACAACUUUGUUACCUUCAAUUGUAAGAAUGUGAAGCGCUCUGUAGAAGGGAUACGGGAAUUAUGUAAAAGAUCGGAUAUCAUAGCCCUGCAAGAAACGUGGUUGUUGCCGAGUGAUCUAUCAUAUUUGUGCAGCAUAGAUUGCGAAUUUACCUCUACGGGAACGUCGGCGAUCGAUACAACAGAGGGAAUACUGCGCGGGCGACCGCACGGUGGUGUCGCGAUCCUCUGGCGGCACAGUGUAUUUUCCAAUGUUGUAGUAGUGCCAUGUGAUAAUCCCCGCAUAUGUGCGAUAAAAAUAAUGUUAAAAGGGCGGUCAAUCCUAGUGAUGAGUGUCUACAUGCCUACCGAUAUGUCUACAAACUUAGUGGAAUUUACGGACAUUCUCUGCUCGGUAAGUGCAAUCAUAGACAGUAAUAAUGUGGAUUGUGUUUAUAUUAUGGGCGAUUUCAAUGCUCAUCCCACAGAAUCAUUCUUUAAGGAAUUAUCUAUAUUUUGUGAGGAACAGGAAUGGACUUGUAUAGAUAUAGAAAUGUUGAAGGGUUCAUCGAACUGUUUUACGUUUGUGAGUGAAGCUCAUGGGUCUAAAGUGGUGUCAAGACCACGAAGAACAAAUAAAGAUGGAUAUUCUAGCUUCACAUCAUUCAAAUAAUGAUUUUCGGUCUUUUUGGAAGGCUACGGGGAAGCUAAGUUUUUUUUUUUUUUUUUUUUUUUAUAGAACUUAGAAUGGCAAACAAGCUGACGGCCCACCUGAUGGAAAGUGGUAACCGUCGCCUAUAGACAUGAGCAGUACCAUGGACAUAACAGAGUAUACUGUUUCGCCCAUGAUACCCCCAUGCGUUGCCAUUCCUGAGGACUCAGGUGUUAUUCCUCUGUACCCAGUAA
Messenger RNA from Galleria mellonella (greater wax moth), 925 nucleotides. RefSeq lists its product as uncharacterized. Gene Ontology annotation, molecular function: catalytic activity. The transcript has a single exon. The record is from RefSeq and is a predicted model, not a curated record. NCBI's taxonomy places the organism in Eukaryota, Metazoa, Arthropoda, Insecta, Lepidoptera, Pyralidae. Bases 27 to 692 code for a protein of 221 amino acids.